Anopheles stephensi (Asian malaria mosquito) is the source of this 2386-nucleotide messenger RNA. Its product is annotated as myosin light chain kinase 2, skeletal/cardiac muscle-like. Gene Ontology annotation, cellular component: nucleus. Lineage: Eukaryota; Metazoa; Arthropoda; Insecta; Diptera; Culicidae. The transcript has 6 exons. Gene Ontology annotation, biological process: protein phosphorylation; intracellular signal transduction; positive regulation of apoptotic process. Gene Ontology annotation, molecular function: protein serine/threonine kinase activity; ATP binding. The record is from RefSeq and is a predicted model, not a curated record. Bases 736 to 1752 code for a protein of 338 amino acids.
AGCCACGGGAGUUCAACAGGCCAACCAUUCGCCUUCAGUACAGUGAGUAAAAAACCCCGACGCGUUCUCUUGUUCUUCGUUUUGAAGAGCAUAAAGCGGGAGAGCAGACACGAUCCACCGAAAUCGAUGCCAACACCCGGCUGACUGUUCAAGCAGGUCGGUGAGUUGGAUCUGGCCUGUUGGACCGAUCCGUACGCGGAUUUUCCAUCUCCUGUUCCUGCUCACUAUCGCGCGCGUAGCAUUCGGUCGCCAAACGUAACGCGGGUGUGUGUGUUGUCUGCAGCCGAUCGAUCACAAAAUGGACGUUUGUGGACAUGUGUGGUACGAGUGAGUAGGGCCACUGUAAACCGCAUUGUUUUGUACAGUUUUGUAAAAUAUUGAAUAGAAAAGUGAAUAAUAACAGUGACAUCAGGAGUGUGUGAUCGUUUUUUUUUAUGUGAAGCAAUGUGAUCGAAUGGAAAUGGAUUUAAAAUUAGCUACCACUGUAAACAUGGUACCACGGGCUCUUCAAGACCAGUGAUUACAACAGGUGAUAAAAAAUGUUUAUACUAGCUUAAGUUCGAGCUUCGAUGGUGUGAAUGGUGUGGCAGCUUGGCUUAUAUAAGCCUGUGAUUUUCGGUGGUGUUCCGGUGAUAUUCCGGCGACGACGAAAAGAAUUCGGAGCGAUCGGCUACAACUCAACUGAAAAGACAACGUCCACACGCUACAAGACUACAAAGACAAAUAGGCUCCACCAUGUAUAAGGUUGAUGAAAACUAUCCAAUAAAAGACCUCGCGCCGGCCUUCGCCUUCCGGGAGGUGCAGCUGAAGCUGGACGUCGACCCGAAACAGCAGUUCGAGAUACUGCCCGAGCUGGGGCGCGGCACCUUCGGCACGGUGUUUCACUGCCGGGAAAAAGGUACCGGGUUGGAGCUGGCGGCCAAAAUUGUACCGUACAAGAAGAAGAAGGACCGCGGUGACAUGGUGCGGGAGAUCGACAUCAUGAGCUGCCUGCACCAUCCGCGGCUGAUCCAGCUGUACGAUGCGUUCGACUACGAGAACAAAUUCUACGUCAUCCUCGAGCUCAUUCAAGGUGGCGAGCUGUUCGAGCGCGUCAUUGACGACGAUUUCGUGCUGACGGAGAAAGCGUGCGCCGUCUUCAUGCGGCAGAUCUGCGAGGGCAUGGAGUACAUUCACAGCCGGAGCAUCAUCCACCUAGACAUGAAGCCAGAAAACAUUCUUUGCCUCACAAAGACGGGCAACCGGAUCAAGAUCAUCGACUUCGGGUUCGCGCGCCGGUACGAUCCGGGCAAGAAGCUGCAGGUGAUGUUCGGCACGGCCGAGUUCGCUGCACCGGAGGUGCUCAACUUCGACGAGAUCUACUUCUACACCGACAUGUGGAGCCUGGGCGUGAUCUGUUACGUACUACUGUCCGGCCUGUCCCCGUUCGUCGGUGGCGACGAUCAGACCACGAUGAACAAUGUCCUCCAGGGUACGUACACGUUCGACUACAAAUCGUUCGACGCGGUGUCGGACAGUGCGAAGGACUUCGUCCGCAAGCUGCUGGUGCGGGACGGCGAGAAGCGGCUGACGGCGCGGAAAGCGCUGCGGCAUCCGUGGCUCGCGGAAACCACCGCCCAAAGUACCACCGAGCUAUCUGUGACAAAAACAAAGUUGAAACGCUAUGUUAUCAAGAAGCGCUGGAUCAAGGCGGUCAAUACGAUCAUUGCCCUGCGGCGAAUGGGCGCGCGGAUCGAUUACGAUCUCGUUUAGCUUCGGGGGAGGGAUGGGGGAGAGACGCUCUUCCUUCUUUUGUCUGCAUCUUGUUACAGGGGUUCGCAAAACUCAGCCAUCGGAAGUGUCCGGAUACCGGAUCGUGCAAUCAAAACAAUAAAUGCUGUAAAAGGGACCACACACACACGCCAAGCGUUUCACGGAAUGCGGGAAGACAUCCUGAGGGGUGGGGCGGGAAAGCGGAGGAGCAGAGGAGGAAAAAAUGGUGGAAGGAAUGCAGCUACUUAAAACACACACACACAGACACUCAAAUGCACCAGCUCCCCCAUUUGUAGAUUAUAGCACCCACCUACUUAUCGCCAUGACCUCUCUCAACUGUUCUCAACUGCCCCCCCCCCCCCCAACACGCACACACACACACACACCCAACCACACCGGAACAAAAAACCGGUUCCGAUGUUUCCGAUCGUGCUGAUGAUGAGGUGUUGCAUAAUUCAAUGGUUCUCCUGGCGCCCCACCCACCACAGCCACCGCAACUCGCGCAUCAAGAGGAGACAGGGACAAGGGAGGCCCGACAAGGCGGUUCUACGAACCGAAUCGAAUCGAAUAGGUUGUAAUGUUACUUGUUAUAUGCUAGCAAAUAAAAUUAAGAUUACCGGAUACCAAACACCAA